Molecule: messenger RNA, 492 nt
Organism: Salvia hispanica
Lineage: Eukaryota; Viridiplantae; Streptophyta; Magnoliopsida; Lamiales; Lamiaceae
Source: RefSeq, a predicted model, not a curated record
AUGGGAGAGAAUGAAGAGAAGGUGGUGCUGAAAGCAGACUUCCACUGUGAAGGCUGCGCUAAAAAAGUAAUCAAGUGCAUUCGCGCUUUUAAUGGGGUGAAGGCAGCGACAAUCGACGGCCAGAAGAUGACGGUCACGGGAAAGGUGGAUCCGGUGAAGCUGCAGCAGAAGGUCGUGCAGAAAACGCAUCAGAAGGUGGAGGCAGCAUUGACGACGGCGGUUCUGAAAUUGAAUCUGCACUGCAACGGCUGCAUUAAAAAAAUCUACAAAAUUGUGGCCAAAACUAAAGGUUAUAAGGGUGUGGAGGUCGACACACAGAAAGAUCUGGUGAUUGUGAGCGGCGCCGUGGACGUGGAGGCGCUGGCUGAUGAGCUGCGGAAGCACCUCAAGAAAGACAUGGCGAUCGUGCCGUCCAAGAAAGACAAUGGCGGUGGCGAUGGGAAAGGGAACAAUGUGCAAGGAAAUGACAUGCACCACCCGCACCCGUACUGA